Echinostoma caproni is the source of this 2166-nucleotide messenger RNA. The record is from the annotation of a GenBank genome assembly. NCBI's taxonomy places the organism in Eukaryota, Metazoa, Platyhelminthes, Trematoda, Plagiorchiida, Echinostomatidae.
AUGACUAGAAAAUACGAGGUUCAAGUGAAUGACUUCGGUCCAAGUUGGCGUGAUGGGAUCGCAUUCAGUGCGAUGGUGCAUAACAUCGAUUCGCGCCUGGUGAAAAUGGACGAAUUAAAACAACGAAGUCACCGGGAAAAUUUAGAGUAUGCGUUCUCACAGGCAGAGACACAUUUGGGCAUUCCACGAUUACUGGAUCCUGAAGAUGUGGAUGUCGAUCGACCGGACGAGAAAUCGAUCAUGACUUAUGAUGCUCCAGAUUUCACACCGUCCAUGGAGGAGGUGAAAAGUGUUGCCGAGCUAAUCGCAGCGGUCCGGAAAACCGAGGCAGCAGUUAGCGUGGAAAUCAAUCGGAAAAAUGUGUCCCUGGAUGAACAGUAUCAGAAAUAUUUACAAAAUGUAGAUACCGUCCAAAGCUAUAUAAAGUGGCUUCAAAAAUUAGAAGCAGACUGGGAACAGGCCUCCACGAAUAAUUCAAAAUCGACCAGCGAUUUGGAAAUUGCCAGUGAAGCUCUCAACUCUCUGCGUGAUACACUGGACACGUGGCGAUGGAAACUGGACAGCAUGGUGCCGGGUGAGUUGGGCAAGGUUGCGCGGUGGAUCUGUCAAGCAGAACAGUGGCUCAAAGUUACCGCCAGAUCGUGGUAUCAAUCGGGCACAGCGAGUAAACGUAUAGCCGUCGUCGGACAACGAGAUGAGUCCUGGAGACCGAGUAGCGCUGAUCCACCGAACUCACCACCGUCCUUGCAAAAAGUGGAACAACUGAUUGAAGAGGAAAAGGAAGUAUUUGGACCAAACAAUUCGAAUGCUACAAAAAUGCGCGAUUUGCUCAGUUCCAGUCGAUCCCACUCCGAUUCUCAAUCAGACACGGUGCCAAAAAAUUUGAUGGAACAGUUGGGCAAACGCCUUGCCGAUGUGAUCGGGCGUGAACCCGGUUGUACUGCAGUGAUGGAUGCGGCCCGAGCUCGACGGAAGUUCCUCGAUUUACUUUAUGCACAAAAGAUUCAGGAGACAGAAAAAAGCGUGAACAUACGCAGCCGUCGUAAAACAUCCACUGCUGGUCUGGAAGAGCGUCUGGCUCAGUGGAAUCUCACAGUGGACGGACUACACACGGAAGAGAACAAAGAUUUGAUUGAGCAAAUGCUUAUUGACUACGAGAGCUGUACUCAAAUAGAGAAUAUCCCGGAGCAACUGGACCAAGCAAAAACCGAUCUCAACAGACAGUACGGGCUGUUAGAACAACUGGCUCGUUUGGACGAGAGCCGUCUGCCGAAGAAUGCACUCCGAGUGGUGGGGUCAUGGAAACGGGAGUGCGAACAGAAAUGGAAUGCGAACAAAUUGAAACAGUUAGAUGCAACGGGAUUGGCUCUGAAAAAACGUCUGGAUAUAUGGAACAAGUUUAACAUGCUUUCGGAUAAGAUUGAACGUGCUCUCGGUCAAGCUGAACGUCUUAUUUUGUCCCAAGUCCAACCUCCGGAGGACCGGGAAGACCUGAACGAAUGGGUCAAAGAAGCUCAAACGUUAGCCACACAGCUCGGUGCUUCCGGAGAUCACAAUCAGAUUCAGUCGUUCCGGAAGCGUCUGGCCCAUCUAAACGAGCAGAUAGAAGAACUAAAAAAUGUGGAGGUCAAACGCAUGGAGAAAGCGCGUCGGGACGAACGGGCUCAGGCAGAACGUGAACUGGGACAAUAUUUGGACAAAAUCGAAGAGUGGACGAGCAAAGUGGAAGGUUUCCUGAUCCCUUCGGACAAACGCAGGACUAAAGAGGCCCCGACCAAAUGUACUAGUGAACAUUUGGAUGAGUUGUUGGACCGCUUGAAUGAGAUUAUGUCAGGACAGACUAAGGCACAAGAACACUUACAAACCGCUGUCCGGAUCGCCAACAGCCCCCCGCUACAACCACCGGAAGGCGAAAGCCAGACACGCUUGAACAAACUUGAGUCCCAAAUGGAACACCUUUGUCCAACACUCAGUUCACAGAUGGCGAAUCUGAAAGAUCUGUUAGAAAAAACACGACACAUUGAGGCGGGACUGGAACAGAUUGAACGGGCAGAAAAACAAGCUGAAUUGUGGCAUGGAAAAUUAUCAUCGUCUGCGGCCCCCGAGGGUGCAGCGAAUAAUUCACGUAUAUUCUCAGAGGUAAGUUUCAAGCCUUGCGCAUCUUAA